This is a messenger RNA of Papaver somniferum (opium poppy), 1918 nucleotides long. RefSeq lists its product as uncharacterized. The record is from RefSeq and is a predicted model, not a curated record. Bases 302 to 1480 code for a protein of 392 amino acids. Lineage: Eukaryota; Viridiplantae; Streptophyta; Magnoliopsida; Ranunculales; Papaveraceae. The transcript has a single exon.
UUUUACAUUUUUCCUUUUUCCUCUAAACGCGGUGCAUAGCCCCUUCUUUCAUAAAGGGGGCUUCCUUCUCCUUAGGGUUUCAUUACCAGCCAUUCCUCCUCUCUCUCUUCCUCUCAGAGGGAUUUCUUCAAAAUCAUCUUAUCAUCAUCAUCAUCUUCUUUUUCAUUCCAUUGCUGCUGUUAAGAAUUUCAUUUCACAAUCUUCUUCACCACUUCUUUUCUGUUUUUUUAUGGGUAUUUUGGGUAUUUGUUGAAGAAAAAAUUGAUUUAUAGUCUCCGUGUAUUCACCAUCACAUGUGAGAAUGCCUGCAACAGACUAUCAAGGUUCUUCAGCACCAUUUGCAUCCAUUGGAAGAUCAAUCCUGAGUAUACGCCGUGAUCACUUCCAUAUGGAGACAUCAUCAAAUCACAAUCAUGAUGGUGGUCAAGAUCAACAGGAAUUAGAUUCAUUUCAAAAGCAAGUAACGGAACGAUUUCUCGAAUUAUCGACUGUUACUGGUGAAGAUCUUCUUUCUUUAUCAUGGAUAAGGCGAUUGCUGGAUGCGUUUCUGUGUUGUCAGGAGGAAUUCAGAGCGAUUUUGUUUAACAACAAGGUGAAUAUGGCGAAAGCUCCGUUGGAUCGUCAUGUGGCUGAGUUUUUUGAACGGAGUGUGAAGGCGCUUGAUGUUUGUAAUGCGAUUCGUGACGGGAUUGAACAGAUCCGACAAUGGAAGAAGCAUUUGGAGAUUGUGUUGGUUGCUUUGGAUCCUAAUCAGAGGAUGUUGGGAGAAGGUCAAUUCCGGCGAGCUAAGAAGGCGCUUACUGAUUUAGCUAUUGGGAUGUUGGAUGAGAAGGAUUCUGGUUCUGUUUUACAGCAUCGGAAUCGGUCAUUUGGCCGGAACAAUACUAGUAAAGAUCAUCGUCCUGCUGGGCAUUAUCGAUCUUUGUCUUGGAGUGUGUCUCGUUCUUGGUCUGCUGCGAAACAAUUACAGGCUAUUGGGAACAAUUUGGCUGCGCCGAGAGGGAAUGAAAUUACGGCGACGAAUGGACUUGUGGUUCCUGUGUAUACCAUGAGUUCGAUUCUGUUGUUUGUAAUGUGGACUUUGGUUGCUGCUAUUCCUUGUCAAGAUAGAGGACUUCAGACUCAUUUUGCUAUUCCUAGGCAAUAUACUUGGGCUGCUCCGAUUAUGUCUUUGCAUGAACGAAUAAUUGAGGAAUCGAAGAGACGUGAUCGCAGGAAUGCCAAUGGGUUGUUGAAGGAGAUUUUCAUUAUUGAGAAAUCUGCAAGGCAUAUGACUGAAUUGGCUGAUUCAGUUCAGUUUCCUUUGGUUGAUGAAAAAGAAAAUGAAGUUAGAAAAAGUGUUACUGAUUUGGGUCUAGUCUGUGAAGGAAUGAAAGAAGGUUUGGAUCCAUUGGAACGGCAAGUACGCGAAGUUUUUCAUCGGAUCGUAAGAAGCCGGACCGAGGGUCUUGAUACUCUGGGUAGACCAAAUCCUGAGUAGAAUUAGAGCAUCAUAUUGGAAUUUAUGUAUCUCUCAUAGCUUUUGAGCAAAUGGAUGUGUAAAUUUUGCUAAGGCUGUUAUUUUGGUAUUGCAAAAACCAGAAUGAAGAAGAAGAAGAUGAAGAUAGGGACUGGAAGUGAAGAAGUUAUUAAGGUCAAUCAGGUAGAUUUUCUUUUAUCUGCCUAACAUACAUUGUGUAAAGAAACAAAGAGAAAAAACAUCCCCUCAAAAAAAGGAAUUUGGAUUGAUAAUUACUGUUUUUCAUGGCGCUGUAAUUCGGCUUGUGUUUUUUUACUCUUUUUAUUUUGUAUAAUUUUCCAUCAGUUGUUUUCUAAGUUGCAUUUUCAGGUUGUAGCUGAAUUUCAUUUUUGGAAUUCUGUUUCUUUUGUUGAUCAAAUAUUAUACUACUAUAAUUUGAAUACAGUACUUGCCUAAUUG